Drosophila subpulchrella is the source of this 1642-nucleotide messenger RNA. RefSeq names its product armadillo repeat-containing protein 6 homolog. NCBI's taxonomy places the organism in Eukaryota, Metazoa, Arthropoda, Insecta, Diptera, Drosophilidae. The transcript is spliced from 2 exons. The record is from RefSeq and is a predicted model, not a curated record. Gene Ontology annotation, molecular function: protein binding. Bases 125 to 1519 code for a protein of 464 amino acids. Gene Ontology annotation, biological process: hematopoietic progenitor cell differentiation.
UGUCGGAGUGUGCGUGCGUGCAGGUGUGUGUGGGAAGUUGCAGACAGAGAGAACAAAGUAAAAAUUUGAAAAGUAAAAAGCUGCAGCUACUGGAGAGAAAGACUAAAGCGGACGAUUCACUGCCAUGGCCAAGGUUAUAUCGCAGGACACCUUCGACGAUGUGGUAAAGGAGAACGUGGUGGAGUUCUCCAUGACUCCAUCGGAGGCGAAAGAGGAGACCAUCAAGCAGUUCGAGGCGCAGGGCAUCAACCUGGCCAACAUCAUCAAGGACCUGUCCGUCAACCCGCAGACCGGACAGCCCGUCAUCAACGAAACGGUGGACAAGAUCAAGGAGCACAUUGGCCAGAAAACAGAGGACGCCACGCAGCUGCUGGAACAGCUGGCCACCUUGGAUGCCGAGUGCCAGAAGUCAUUGGCCCAUCGGGUGCUAGCCGGCAAAAAUGGAGCCCAUGAUGCUCUGAUCACCCUGCUGGAGGAAACCCUCUCCGCGGACUCACCCAAUGAAUCGCUGAUCAAAAAGUCCCUGGAGGCCGUCAACAGCCUGACGCACAAGCAGCCGGAUCUGUUUGAUGCCGAGGCCAUGGCUGUGGUCCUCAAGUUGCUGGCCCUCCAAAUGGAGAGCCAGGACAUCACCCUGCUGACUCUUCAGUGGCUGCAAAAGGCCUGCAUCAUGCACGAGGUGAACCGCCAGAACAUCAUGAACACCCCCGCUCUCAAGCUGAUGAAGCCCCUCCUGUCCAAGGGAAAGGAUCGUUUGGUGAGCGAACUGACCGCAGUUUUCCGCUUCCUGGUGCUGGACGACGACAUCCGCGUGGAGUUUGGCUGCGCCCACGAGCACGCCCGCCAAAUAGCCAGCGAGGUGUUGCUGCCGCUGGUGGAACUUCUGCCUGCCUACCAGGAUCCCAAUGUGCUGGCCGAUCUGCUGCUCACUAUUGGAACACUGGCUGUGCGCCAGGAACUCUGCACCGCCAUCGAUGAGGCUGGUGGCCUGAAGUCCGUCUUCCAGAUCAUGAGCGUUAAUCUGGACGAAGUGCGUCUAAAUAGGGAGGCCUUGAAGUUGCUCCGGGCCCUGGCUGGCCACGACUCCGUGAAAGCUCACAUCGUCCAGCAGGGCGUGGCUCCUAUAAUAAAGCAAUUGCUGGAGACGCACCAGAGCAACGAGAACAUCGUAGCCGCCGCUUUAGCCUGCGUGACUACACUGACACUCCGGGUGCAGGAACACAGCGCCGCCUUUUUUGACACCGGCAUUGCCGAGGUGAUCGUGGAGGCAAUUCGCGCCCAUCCCAAGCACAAAAUCGUCCAACGGAACGGAGCCUGGGCCAUUCGCAACAUGGUGUCGCGAUCGCGAAACCAAUGUGAAACCUGGAUCUCCUUCGGCGUCGAGGAUCUACUGAACGCGGCGAUGAAGGAGCACCCUAGCGUGGAGCAGGACAUCAAGGCGGCAUUGCGUGACCUCGGCUGCAGUGUCCACCUGCGGGAGGAAUGGACGGGAACGGCGGAAAAGAAGAUUGCUGCCUGAUCGCACAUUUGCCUUUUGUAUUUUUGAUAUAUUUACCGCUAACUUAUUACUAGUGCCUAACUCAUUCAUUGGCUAACUAACAAAAUCGGCAAUCCUCAAUAGCAAUCGCACGCUAAUACCCAA